AAAAGAAAGGAAAGAAAAGAAAAGAAAAGAAAGGAAAGGAAAAGAGAGGUAUAUUAUGAAUAUGAAGAGGAGGCAGCGGUGUUAUUUGGAUAUAAGCAUAGGAGAAGAGCUCGAAGGAAGGAUAAUAGUGGAACUGUUCAAUGAUGUAGUACCCAAAACUGCAGAGAAUUUCAGGGCUCUUUGCACUGGUGAAAAGGGCAUUGGUCCUAACACUGGUGUGCCGCUUCACUACAAGGGAGUUCGUUUUCAUCGGGUUAUCAAAGGAUUUAUGGUACAAGGUGGAGAUAUAUCUGCUGGAGAUGGUACUGGAGGAGAGUCAAUUUACAGUUUGAAAUUUGAAGAUGAAAACUUUGAAUUGAAACAUGAAAGGAAAGGAAUGUUAUCUAUGGCAAAUGCUGGUCCAAACACAAAUGGCUCUCAGUUCUUCAUCACUACAACUCGCACUUCUCAUUUAGAUGGGAAACAUGUUGUAUUUGGUAAGGUUGUCAAGGGAAUGGGAGUUGUUCGUUCAAUUGAACAUGUAACAACUGGUGAAGCCGAUUGUCCAACUAUUGAUGUUAUAAUUGCUGAUUGUGGAGAAAUCCCUGAGGGGGCAGAUGAUGGGAUUUCUAAUUUUUUCAAUGAUGGUGACAUUUAUGCUGACUGGCCCGCUGACCUUAAUGAGAGUCCUGAUGAGCUCUCUUGGUGGAUGACUGCUGUGGAUUCUAUUAAGGCUUUUGGAAAUGAACAUUAUAAGAAACAAGACUAUAAGAUGGCUCUCAGAAAGUACAGGAAGGCUUUACGCUAUUUAGAUAUCUGCUGGGAGAAAGAAGGGAUUGAUGAAGAGAAGAGUUCAAGUUUGAGAAAGACGAAAUCCCAGAUAUUCACAAAUAGCUCUGCCUGUAAGCUGAAACUAGGGGAUCUGAAGGGAGCACUUUUGGACACAGAAUUUGCAAUGCGUGAUGGAGAAAACAAUGUGAAAGCCUUGUUUCGCCAAGGUCAGGCACACAUGGCACUUAAUGAUGUUGAUGCUGCUGCUGAAAGCUUCAAGAAAGCUUUGCAAUUGGAGCCAAAUGAUGGUGGAAUAAAGAAAGAGCUUGCUGCUGCUAUGAAAAAGAUCAAUGAUCGGCACAAUGAGGAGAGAAGGAGAUAUCGUAAGAUGUUCCAACCACACUCGGCUGGAGUGGAUAACCAUGAUGGUUAAAAGCUUCGUUUGUCUUUUGCUGUUUCAUAGUGAGAUAGUGUCAUCUGGUUCAGGCUUUCUUGAUUAGGAUCUCUUACCUUUUUUGGACAAAAAACUAGGUAUGGGUGUUCAGCUUCUGCUUUUUGGUGCAACUGUUUGAUGCUAAUUUUCCAUAGCCACCGAUGAAAACUUAAAGCUAAUGGAAAUUGGAGACAAAUAUUGUGGUCAUUCAGGAAACAAUGAAGCUGUAGCUUUCCUUAAAGAUUACGUGUCAUGUUGAUUUUACUAAUCUUCCUCAGGUUUCAGUGGAAGCAGAGGAAGCAUUCCAGCAAAUUCAACUGUACAAAUCUGAGGUUACUUGAACCAAUUCUUGUUUCUAAUGAGAGUUUUCAUGCAAGUUAAUCAGGACCUAGGAAAUUUAGACUAAGACUGAUCCCAGACUCUAGACAAUCCUUGUCUUUCGUUCAAUAUGGGUAUAAAAUGUACAAUUUUUGUUUCGGACAAUUUCUUUAAGUGAGGUCUUAAUAUGAAAAUUUUAUCAGUCUGCCUUUCUUUCAGCACGUGUUGGCCAUGAAUUUUGUUUUCUUUUUCUAUCUCAUGGUUUUGUGUGCCUCUGAACCAUUUAUCUUUUACUAAAUGGUAAAACUGUUCAUUAAGUCUGCGCAAGGACAGGCUGU
Molecule: messenger RNA, 1839 nt
Organism: Durio zibethinus
Lineage: Eukaryota; Viridiplantae; Streptophyta; Magnoliopsida; Malvales; Malvaceae
Product: peptidyl-prolyl cis-trans isomerase CYP40-like
Biological process (GO): protein peptidyl-prolyl isomerization; protein folding
Cellular component (GO): cytoplasm
Molecular function (GO): cyclosporin A binding; peptidyl-prolyl cis-trans isomerase activity; protein binding
Source: RefSeq, a predicted model, not a curated record